Messenger RNA from Clonostachys rhizophaga, 1194 nucleotides. The record is from the annotation of a GenBank genome assembly. Lineage: Eukaryota; Fungi; Ascomycota; Sordariomycetes; Hypocreales; Bionectriaceae.
AUGGGAGCUAAGAAACGCAGAGUCGAGGGCGAUGCUGGGACAUCGUCUUGCUCGGCACCUGAAAACGAACACUCCAAUACGAACCUCAUUCUUUACUCGAAGAUGAAGCUGUCUGUGUGGGAGAGGCUACAACUGGGCAUAGCAAUCGGGGUAUCUCGAGAGAACAGGAAGAGAGAUGCGGUUUACUCAUCCUUCGUGGAGACCAUCUCCCAUCCUGGCUUUGGGUCUUAUAGGAGAAGACCCUCCAAGCCAUUCGAAUCCCUUUCCGGCGCCCAGAGAGCGAUAGGCGAUCAGUUCGGGUUUACCCAUCAUGAGGAUCCCUCGAUACCCGACGGGCUGUAUCCUGUACACGCCGCAAGCCAAAGACUCCAAGCCGUGACAGGAGCUCGAAAUCCCCGCCGGUUCAUGCCUUUCUGGGACGACAUCAAGUAUUGCUACAAUGGCCUGAAGGUUGAAGAAGCCAGGGCCGUAGGUGAUGGCUUCAGAAUAACGGAUGUGCGCCGUCAACUCGAGUUGGCCUGCCGCACGAAUGGAUAUCGCAAAUUGGAAGUCGAGUCUCUCGCUUUCAGUCGAAAUGGCUGUGAAUUGUGCAAGGAAAUGUUUCAGCUGGGUCCGUCAGAGCAGACGUGGGAGCAAAUGGAGUUUGGUGACUUGGUGAUUGAUGACAAGGUGGGCAAAAUUACGCUGUACGAGGCCAACGUAACCUCCUAUUCAGGAGCUACACGAACAUGGACCUGGUUCAAGAUCGAGAAACCGCUGGCUGUAGGAGACGGUCGAUUUCCCUCGGAGAUUCGAAACCUACCGAAUUCAUGGGUGAUCAUCGCCAUGCCUAAGCGGCAGGUCAUGCAACUGAGUGCCAAUUACUCAAUCUCAACGCAGCAGCUCACGAUGUCACUUCAAUUAACGAAAGAUGGCGUCCCAAGCAUGAUCUGCAGCGAUGCGCCCGAGGUGGUUGCCUCGAAUCUCGCUGGUCCCAAGAAUUUUCUUUGGGUGUCGAAAAUGCCCAGCACUCGCAGAAAUAGGGGACGGCGAUGGUGGAAGCAGUUUCGGAAUCUCGCGGCCAUCGAUGCGCUGUCUUGGGAAGCGGUGCAGGCGGACAUGGAGAGAUUCGAAUGCCAAGUCGAAGUGGUCUCCAAACCUGGCGCUAAGUUUGUGGAAGUUGGGCCUGCUGAGAGAAAGGGAGACAAAGAAUAA